GUCACGUGAGAGAUGUCGCACGCACGCGCAAUGUAAAACCCAAACCGAUCAUUAGAACAUUAGAACAAACUGUUGUUGCUCCGUGUGUGUGUGUGUGUCCGAUACAUUGGAUUAUUUCGCCGAUAUUGCAGUGCGUCGGUGACCACAGCCAGGGACACGAUGCCACGGGAGAUGAUUAUGCUUCAGCUGGGCCAAUGCGGCAACCAAAUUGGCUUCGAAUUUUGGAAGAAGCUGUGUGCCGAGCAUGGCAUCAGCCCAGAGGGUGUCCUGGAAAGCUUCGCAACUGACGGCAUAGACAGAAAAGACGUCUUCUUUUACCAGGCCGACGAUCAACAUUACAUUCCACGAGCUGUACUCCUAGACUUGGAACCACGAGUGAUCAACACGAUCAUGAAUUCGCCGUAUGCGAAGCUGUACAACCAGGAGAACGUCUAUCUCUCGCAGUCCGGAGGCGGCGCUGGAAACAACUGGGCCGUCGGUUACUCGCAGGGUGAACGUCUCCAUGAGGACGUUUUUGACAUCAUUGACAGGGAAGCCGACGGUAGUGACUCCCUGGAAGGCUUUGUGCUCUGCCACUCAAUCGCUGGGGGAACAGGCUCUGGGAUGGGCUCGUACAUUCUUGAACACCUCAACGACAGGUUCCCAAAGAAGUUGAUCCAGACAUACUCUGUGUUCCCGAAUCAGGAUGAGAUGAGCGACGUGGUGGUCCAGCCCUACAACUCCCUGCUCACUUUACAUAGGCUCACGCAGAACGCAGACUCUGUAGUCGUCCUCGACAACGCUGCUCUCAACCAGAUUGCGGUUGACCGUCUGCACAUUGAAAACCCAUCUUUUGCACACAUUAACACGCUGGUGUCAACAAUCAUGUCGGUGAGCACGACCACCCUUCGGUAUCCCAGCUACAUGAACAACAACCUCAUCGGUCUCGUGGCACCCCUGAUUCCAACACCAAAGCUCCACUUCCUGAUGACGGGCUACACACCACUCACGACUGACCACGAGGCACCCAGUGUACGCAAGACAACCGUGCUUGACGUGAUGAGGCGGCUACUGCAGCCUAAGAACAUGAUGGUGUCUAUCGGACACGACCGCGCGGCCUGCCAUUGUUACAUCAGCAUCCUCAACAUCAUCCAGGGCGAGGUGGAUCCGACACAGGUGCACAAGAGUCUGCAAAGGAUCCGUGAGCGCAAGCUGGUGCAGUUCAUUCCCUGGGGCCCCGCCAGCAUCCAGGUGGCACUGUCCCGCAAGUCACCGUACGUCCAGACCCAGCACAGAGUCAGCGGCCUUAUGCUUGCCAACCACACGGGCAUCACUUCGCUGUUCCAGCGCACGUUGCAGCAGUUUGACAAGCUGCGCAAGCGAGAGGCCUUCCUCGAGCAGUUCCGCAAGGAGCCCAUGUUCCAGGACAGUCUGGACGAGCUGGACAAUUCGCGCGACGUCGUCCAAGAACUGGUCGACGAGUACGUGGCCGCAACGAAACCGGACUACCUCUCAUGGGUCUCGCGUCAGGCGACUGUGGCAGCAAAGUGAAGUGGGCUUCAGCUGCUUACGAUUUUAUAUUCCAAGUCCAGCUGUGUAACUCGUCACAUUGUUUUUUUUUUCUCUAGCAAAUGGCAUUAUGUAGUACGUACUUGUUUAUGAAUUAUAUUCUAACACACCAUUACUCUCUGUACAUGUGUGUCCAUGUACAUGUGUUGCUGUUCACCUUAUCGUUGAACGAAGUUGCAAGCGAAAUAUCUGGUUAGUAUUGUUUAGACAUCACCGAAAGUCCCAAAAGCAAAAAAAAAAAACAUUUUUUUAAACAUGUGCCAAAGCUACACAACAUGGAUGCCUUUUCAGGAAACUUCUGUGACGUGCAUCAAACGUAAUAUACAUAAUGUUGGAAUGUAUAAACUCAAACUUGCAUUUAUAAAGUGCUGUAGUAUAAAUGUUUUUUUAGGAUAACUUCUUGUGUUUCUUAGUGUGUUUGGGUGGAGUUGAGAUUGUUAGGUCAUUCUGCCAGUCUCGUCGUACAGUCGUCACCAUGCUUAGUUUUACGCUUAAGAUGUAUAUACUAAUAUGUGAAGCAUGCAUUUCACUACACAUUACGUGGUAAAUGUGUUCACUGCUUAAAAGCUGCGCAUUUCUUAGUUAUGCCUGGCACAGUUGCUGUCGCUUUUAACAAAAGAUUAGCUCUUUUUCACAUUUUAAGAUUUUGAGCAUUGCCGAUCCUUAUAUGGCCUUGCUUACGGUGCAUGAAGUUUGUUAUUGUAGGACAGGUCGUUACCCCUCCUUCUGGCUAUGCCUACGCAAAAACAACUGAACGUUUUUUUAUAGGAGCGAAACGACCAGUAUUAAAAAUUUUUGAAGCGUUGUCUUGAGCAGAGAGGUUCCACAUACCUCAUUUUGUGUUUUACAAUCGUAGACAUUUUUGCUCGCAACUUUGAUGAUGACUUGCAUGAAUGUUUGCAGAGCAAUAAUAAGCAACUGUUUAAAAUAUAUAUAACGUGAACACUUAAACAUUUUCACGCAUUCUCUUCACAUUUUUUAAGGAAAUGCUUCUCAAAUAUCGAUGUUUUCAAAGGGUGCGCAUUUCGUUAAUUUUGUAUGCACCUGUUGAUUCGUAGACAUGUACUCGUGUUGCGCCGUUCUCAAUUUGAAUUUUUAUGCUUGUUGCAAGUGGUGUUCUAUUCUGUGUUCGCUAGGGAAUCGGCCAGUCAUCAAUGGCGCUUCUGUUUUUGUGUCGAAAGACUGCUGACAACAGUACGCCGGUCUCAGCCACACACAAUGCACAAUUUUCGUCGCACAAUGCCCUCUGUAUAGAACAUUUUUGCGUAUUGCAUUUUAAGACAGUAGGCGUGUACAGACAUUUCCACGCUAGAGGGAGCAGCUAUAAGACCUGAAGCAUACACAGAUCGCGCAGCAGCAGCUUUGCUCUUGCCAUAAUGUGUUGUAGACUUCGUGAAAUGAUAUAACUGCCGCUCUAAACAACAUCUAUGGGGCCGAUGUGCUUAUUUUUUUGUCUGUGUAUCAUAUGUUGUGUGUAGCUUAGGCCAGAAUGUUAUGUGAGAACAAGAGAGCAAACUAUUUUAGAGAGUAUUUUUUUCGCUUUCUGCAUCAGCGAAGUGCAGGAGGCUAAAUAACGUAGUGUCGAUUCUUCACCGACACCAAAUUUCAGAGCUGGGGCAAGCCUAGUGUUCACUUAAGCCAAGAAGCAGCGCAGGGCUUUUCGUGCAUUACUGUACGUGAAGAGCGUGUUCUACUAUUACAUUCGUGUUUUGGUACGGCCUACUUGCUCAUAAAAACUGAUGUUCCUCUUUCGUGCCUUCAAGGUUAGAGUGACAUUAGUCGGUCUGUAGAGCUAUGAAUUUCACUAAUUUAUCAUUUAUGUGUGUGCUACUUACUGCUGUGCAUUUGUGAUUUGUUGUUGUUAUCUUGAAUAAAAUGAGUCCUUAGGCAAAGUGAAAAGAAAAAGUGUACUUGUGUCA
Molecule: messenger RNA, 3467 nt
Organism: Rhipicephalus sanguineus (brown dog tick)
Lineage: Eukaryota; Metazoa; Arthropoda; Arachnida; Ixodida; Ixodidae
Product: tubulin gamma-1 chain
Exons: 11
Coding region: 160-1530 (456 amino acids)
Biological process (GO): mitotic spindle organization; microtubule nucleation; meiotic spindle organization
Cellular component (GO): nucleus; spindle; gamma-tubulin complex
Molecular function (GO): structural constituent of cytoskeleton; GTP binding
Source: RefSeq, a predicted model, not a curated record